CUUCCACCGUGAGCUAUCGGUUAGCGAAGUUAAUGUUCUGGAGGAACACGCUAAAUUUAAGGUUACAGCGGACUCCCCCCACGUGCAUUGAUGCCUUCAGCGUUUCAAUAAUGCCCCUCCAUUUCGCCAUCUGAAUAUAUAUAGCUUUAAUUGAACUUUCGUCUGCCACAAUUCUUUUUCCUCAUCAACCAACAGUCAAUCACCAAGAUAUAUGUUCAAAAUGGCUACCGAAGCAGCAGCAAAAACAUUCUUCACCGCACAACAUUUCGCAGUCGUAGGCGCAUCCAGCGACCCCACCAAGUUCGGCCACAAGAUAUUCACAUGGUACACACACCACAACCUCCCCGUAACACCCAUCAACCCUUCCAGCUCCACCAUCAAAGCCUUCCCACCCUACCCCGACCUUGAAAUCAAAUCCUACGCAACCCUUCCCAACCUGUCCGCUCUGCCCGACCCCACACAAACAUCUGUAUCGAUCAUCACACCCCCGAAGGUCACGAUCAAGGUGCUUGAGGAGGCGAAGAAGUUGGGUGUCAAGGGGGUUUGGUUGCAGCCUGGGAGUUUUGAUGAUGAGAUUUUGGGGUUUGCCAUGAGGGAGUUUGAGGGUGCUGCUGUGGGAGGAGAUGGAGGGAGGGGGAGUGAGGGGUGGUGUGUGCUUGUUGAUGGGGAGAGGGCGGCGAAGGCGGCGGGGAAGAGCUUUAAGUUGUGAGGGGAAGGGAAAGCGGGGAGGUAUAGGUGAUUGAGUGGUUAGACGUGGAUUGAGAGGGAUGAUGAGAUACCAGAUUGACAUUGUCGCUGUACAGUUCCGUGGUAUCGACAUGUACAAGUCAAGCGCGUGGUAAUAAGAUUAGCCCGGUUGAUUUGGCUGUUCAAUAAAUCUCUAGUCAGCUAAUGAGCUGUUUUGGAAGGCAUAGUUACUUCGGAUGGAUCUGAAGUAAGCAUUUCUGGUCUUCGGUCUGCUAUGGUCUCGCACGAACGAACACUCCAUAUCUUCGCACUUGAUCGCUUCUUCGAUAUCAACGAAUAGAUGGGGGUUUAGGUUAAUACUCAGAUCCCCAUCCUAAACAGUAAAUGUUCCACUCUUCACGGAAUUUCGACGAAAGCUGCAAAGUAACAAUUUAUACAAUAUUUUAUUUUCUGACAUCUUAAUUCCAAAUGAACGCUUUGAAAUCAAG
Messenger RNA from Cadophora gregata, 1175 nucleotides. RefSeq lists its product as uncharacterized. The record is from RefSeq and is a predicted model, not a curated record. Bases 212 to 709 code for a protein of 165 amino acids. Lineage: Eukaryota; Fungi; Ascomycota; Leotiomycetes; Helotiales; Ploettnerulaceae. The transcript is spliced from 2 exons.